Neohortaea acidophila is the source of this 1515-nucleotide messenger RNA. RefSeq lists its product as uncharacterized. The transcript has a single exon. NCBI's taxonomy places the organism in Eukaryota, Fungi, Ascomycota, Dothideomycetes, Mycosphaerellales, Teratosphaeriaceae. Bases 1 to 1515 code for a protein of 504 amino acids. The record is from RefSeq and is a predicted model, not a curated record.
AUGGCACUCUCCACGAACCCCUGCGCACCAUGUAAUUUCGGCAACCCAACCUCGACGACUCUUACGUUCCCGCUUCAAACAAUACACCCCAUCACCGUCGUCUCAGUGCCGCACGUCACCGUCUACGACUCCACCAGCAGCACUACCAACUAUGUCGUGAGCACCCAAACGGAUUCGGCGUACCCUGGGCCCGACGCGAGCAAUGCAUCGACAACCUUCUCGGACUUCAACAGCAUCACAUGGACCGUGGCAGGCGCAACCCUUACAUGGCCGACUUCAUACGUGUACUACAUCGGAGACUUCUCUGGAGGCACCGUUCCCACGACCGCCACCAGCACCACCACCCUUGCGAACAACAGCUGCCCGACAGCUCCGUACGUAAGCAUUGUGUCGUUGCCAACAACUACCAAUGUCGCCUCCCUCAUCUACCCACUGCCGGUGACGGCAACGGGGGACAAUUCCCUCCCAACAGCAUUGAUGGAAUACCUGGACAGUCUGGACGGUGUUGCCUCGCAGUUCAAUGGAAUACCGCUGACCGACUGCGCGCCCGUAUCAUCCAGCCUGUACUGGUCAGCUUGGGGCGGCACAGCAAGCGCGACAUUGACUAGCAACCCAAGUUAUGCCAACCCUAGUUAUGCCAACCCUACUGAUUCGCAUUCGACCGGCUUUGCGAUCACAGCCAUCACGGGUCCGCCCAUCAUCACCCACGUACCGAGAUCACCUACUCCGGAGAACCCGACCUACAGGCCGGGCCCAGCGGGGUCGCCACACACGAAGCCUGCGGUCACAAAGCCCCCGCCGACGCCCUCUCCCACGCAUAGCGACGAACAUGCACCAGGGACAACCAAAGCUGGUGACAGAGAUACCACAAUGCCGCACCCAUCACCUACCAACGCAGGCGGAUCCCACGGUCAUCCAAAGCCCGGCCCAACGGUGUUCAGCUUCCCUCAUACGAAGGUCACGGCGAAUGCUGGAGGAGGCGUAGUCAUUGACCAUCACACCGUCUUUGUGGGCCAGGAAAUCACAAUCGGAUCAGGAGAUACGAAAACGACAAUCGCCUUGCAGACCAAAGGUGGUUCGACACAGCUGGUGGUCGAUGGUACGACACACGCCCCGCAAGCUCCAGACGCAACGACCAUGGCGCCCGCCGCAGUCAUCACCUCGAACGGCCACAAAAUCACAGUCGUGCCACCGGAUGGCUUAAUCGUGGAGACUGUCAUAACAGCGGGUGGGCAGACUCUAACGGCGAUAGAGGAGUCGGAUGCCGUCCUCCUGCAAGGAGCCUCAUCGACGACCGCUGUGAAAGAUGGAUCAGAGGCCACGUUCAAGGGCCAGACAGUCAGUGUCGGGCGUCAAGGAACCGCUGUGGUCGUUGACGGCAGCAUCGUCCAGCUCUCCCCAUCUGAAACCUCGGGUACAUCUUCUUCGAGCAGUGCUGGUCACUCUAAUGCUGUACCGGUCAGGUUGAAUGGGGCAUUCAUCUGUCUAGUAAUGUUUCUUCGCUUUGCGUUCUAG